AUGCCGCCCAAGCCGUCCGCCAAGGGAGCCAAGAAGGCCGGAAAGUCGCAGAAGGUCACCCGCAACCCCGACAAGAAGAGGAGGAAGUCGCGUAAGGAGUCGUACUCCGUCUACAUCUAUCGCGUCCUCAAGCAGGUCCACCCGGACACCGGUGUCUCCUCAAAGGCGAUGUCGAUCAUGAACUCGUUCGUCAACGACGUCUUCGAGCGUAUCGCUUCGGAGGCUUCUCGCCUGGCCCACUACAACAAGCGCUCCACGAUCUCGUCCCGCGAAAUUCAGACGGCCGUCCGCUUGAUCCUUCCGGGAGAACUGGCGAAGCACGCCGUAUCCGAGGGCACCAAGGCCGUCACCAAGUACACCUCCUCCAAA
Messenger RNA from Mesorhabditis spiculigera, 369 nucleotides. Lineage: Eukaryota; Metazoa; Nematoda; Chromadorea; Rhabditida; Rhabditidae. The record is from the annotation of a GenBank genome assembly.